GGUUCAGACCGUCACUUGGACCAGCGUCGAGCGAGUCUACCGAGGCCUGACACCGCCAAGCAUUCACCCAAAUGUCGAAUUACAAUUCUAAAGGACAUUCCCACAGGGGUGCCUUCUAUCUAUUCAUCACGGAAUUGAGUCACACCAUUCCCGAAUUCUGUCUUGAUUUUUUGUGGGUUGCUCUCCACCGCGGAACUCCUCUAGCCUCGUAUCAUGCUGCCGAGACGUUUUCAUCUGCGGCUAUCGAGUUGAUUGAUGCUCUCUUGCUACCCUCCUGUUGGGAGAUUCUCAUCUGGCCUGUCGCCCGCUCGCAUAUCCCGAGAGUCCUGUGUACUGCCGACACUAUCCUUGACUCUGAGCAGCAUCUCACUGAUACCUGCUAUGGCCUUAUUGGUGACAUCCUUAGAGAAAUCGACUCAGAUGGCGCGGUUUCUAGGGCUAGUCUUCGGAGUCGAUGCAAAACAGCGAGUCUGACAAUCAAGCGCGAGACGCAGAUGCUAGAGAGCGUAAUGAAGAAACUGGAAAAUGACCUGAACCCGAAGAGAAUGCGUCGCUUUUACAAUUGUCUCUUUUACUUCUCAGCGGUUUUAUGCCUCUUGGUUGGCCUUCCGACGUUUAUAUUCAUUGUGUCUCCGAAGCUCGUAACUCGUGGCCUUUCUUUCACCUAUCUCAUGGCCUUUCUGGCGUAUUGGGCGCAGGAUGCAUAUUUUUACGUGUACAAAGUCUCCCGUCCCCUUAAGCGGCUACACAUAGAGACCCUUACGCUCAUUUGGGCUUGGAGAGAUAUGCGCGGGUUACUCACCCUUAUAUCUAAAUCGGAAAGUCUACAGCUAUUUGAUAUCUCACACGCAAAGACGUUUUUGGAGGCGUUCCAAUGGUCGUUCAUGGGCGGACACGUAGAAUUAUGGAAAACACGGUCGAAGAUCCAAUCCCUAUCGGGAUUCGCGGACAAAAUACAAACUAUGAAGGAUCAGGAUGCAUUGACGAGGCAUCGUCGUCGUCGUCGUACGGGCUGCCCUUGGCAUCGCAGAAGUGCUCGAAGCGCUCUCCGACUUGGUCGCACAACCCUGGCUAGUUUUUACUCGAAAGUCUCUAGUCUGAUAUCGGGCCAUAAAGGAAAGAAAAGACGCUACGCGGGCGGAGGAUCCAAACGACGUAAAACCGGAAACAAAAACGAGAAAUGAUGUUCUUCAGUUGAUGGUGAAGUUCUCCGUGAACAGCAGUUACCCGACGAUACACGAUCGAAUGGUCUAGCUUUGCUGCUACUCUUCUGGUGCAUCACACCUCUUCUUGGCUGCCCUCUUUACGUAUACUGUACAGAUGGUUUUUUCCCCCUCAGUUGCUGGGCUUGAUCAGAGACAAAGUGUAUGGAUAUCCACAAGCAACCAACUUGCGCAAACAAAGCUUGUUAGACACCAACGGCCAUGACCACUGGAUCUACGGUUCCUUCGCGAC
This is a messenger RNA of Desarmillaria tabescens, 1455 nucleotides long. RefSeq lists its product as uncharacterized. NCBI's taxonomy places the organism in Eukaryota, Fungi, Basidiomycota, Agaricomycetes, Agaricales, Physalacriaceae. The transcript has 5 exons. Bases 72 to 1184 code for a protein of 370 amino acids. The record is from RefSeq and is a predicted model, not a curated record.